AUGGAUCUUGACCACAUAAUUAUUGUCUGCUGUCAUGCAAUCUACAUUGGAGGGCCCCUGUCUGGUAACUCAGAGGACGAAUGGAUAAUAGAACCAUUUCAGAAAGGCGAAACCCCUACGUUCAUGAGCCAUGCCAAAGCUGGGCUUGAUGAAUUGAUGAAGGACGAUCGGGGGCUGCUGGUAUUCUCUGGGUAUGUGGUGUCCUAUGUACUUUGGGGUCGAUUGACAUGUCUAUCAACUUUUGAUUAUGUACUGAUCUUUCCAGUGGCGCAACGAAAAAUCCAAGAACGGAACUCAGUGAAGGGCAGUCUUAUUUCGUAUGGCUACCCCGUGGAAAGUUCGAGUACGAUUCUAUUCAGAACCCAGGUGCUGACUUCGAUCUCACAGAAUUUCUGCAAGGAUAACCAGCUCUUCGGAUAUUCUAUUGAUGAGUCCAAAAUCACAGUUGAACCCCAUGCAACAGACUCUUAUCAGAAUAUUUUAUUCUCUCUCAUCCAUUUUCGUCUUUAUGUGGGUACUUGGCCUCGGCGGAUCACUAUUGUUACGCAUGAGUUUAAGAGAGCAAGAUUUAUGGAUUUCCACCUACCAGCCGUUGGCCUACUUCCCCUUCCCAUCGAUGGCGAGGUUCAAUUGGAGGCCAAUCACGUUAGUUUAAUUGGCAUCAAUCCCCCAGAAGAAGUCACUCCCCUCGAGUCACUGGUACGAGGAGAGAUGUCAAAAGGGAUUGGCAUCUGGAAAGGAGAUCUCUACGGAGUUGGUGAAGAGCUAGCAGGGAAGCGCAGUAAUCGGGGCUGGUCUCCGGGGAUGGAGGGAGAUAUCUUUUCCAACAAAGGGCUAGAUCCGGCCGUGAUAAAGCUCCUUCGUUGGGAUGGCGGGGCGGGCAAUGAGCUAUUCCCAAUAAUUAGGGAACUGCCUUGGUUUUACGGAAAUAUCAAACAGUGA
Molecule: messenger RNA, 942 nt
Organism: Penicillium waksmanii
Lineage: Eukaryota; Fungi; Ascomycota; Eurotiomycetes; Eurotiales; Aspergillaceae
Product: DUF218 domain protein
Exons: 2
Coding region: 1-942 (313 amino acids)
Cellular component (GO): cytoplasm
Source: RefSeq, a predicted model, not a curated record